AUGAAAUUUCAUCGAAAAUAUGCUUUAUUUGGAAGCAUUUUUUUUCUUAUGGGGCCAAUGGCUAUGGUAUUGAUGAAUAUUCAUCAUCAAAAGAUCGUAGAUUUGCUUGCACCAACUGCUGAUAGAAUACAAAAAAUUAAUGGAGGUUUUUUAAUAUUUGCUAUUAUUUUAAUCUUUUGUUCAUUUCCUCCAAUGUUUGGACGUGAAAUUGCAACAAUUUUGAUUGGAUUUGUAUAUGGAUAUGUUGGAUUUAUAAUAGUAUUGAUAUCCUUUAUUAUUGGGGAAACAUUAGUAUUUCUAUCUUUUCGUCACUUUUGUCAUGCACAAGCUAUACAAUUUCGAAAUAAAUAUAGGAGUAGUUAUGGAGUUUUUGUUAAAAUUAUAGAAGAGAAAAAAAUUAGUAUGAUGUUUUUAAUAUCUUUAAGUGCUAUACCUUCGCAUUUUUCAACGCCUCUAUUUGCAACUAUUAAUUCAAUUUCGUAUUACUCUUGGUUAUUGGUCGCUAUACCAUGUUCUGUUAAGCAUGUUAUUCCUGUAUAUGUUGGCAUUUUAUUUAGACGUAAUCAAACUUCUAUAGCUUCAACAAUCAUUUUAAUUUUUUCAAUUAUAAUUACAGUAAUUUUUUUCACAUUAAUAUACUUAAGAUAUCAAGAUAUAAAAAGAAAUGUAAUCUUUCUUAAUCCAGUUUCAGAUGAAUUAUCUCAAAAUAAGUAUUUUGAUUUUUCUAAUUCUUUCGAAUAUGAAAAUUUAGAUUUAGAGAGUUUUAGAGACUGA
This is a messenger RNA of Pneumocystis jirovecii RU7, 774 nucleotides long. RefSeq lists its product as uncharacterized. The record is from RefSeq and is a predicted model, not a curated record. Bases 1 to 774 code for a protein of 257 amino acids. The transcript is spliced from 5 exons. Lineage: Eukaryota; Fungi; Ascomycota; Pneumocystomycetes; Pneumocystales; Pneumocystaceae.